This is a messenger RNA of Hyla sarda, 1331 nucleotides long. Its product is annotated as keratin-associated protein 5-3-like. Gene Ontology annotation, molecular function: peptidase inhibitor activity. The coding region runs from base 572 to 1141 and encodes 189 amino acids. The transcript is spliced from 7 exons. Gene Ontology annotation, cellular component: extracellular region. The record is from RefSeq and is a predicted model, not a curated record. NCBI's taxonomy places the organism in Eukaryota, Metazoa, Chordata, Amphibia, Anura, Hylidae.
CAACCUCGGUACUUUACGCAACAUGUUAUAGGCCCAAUGCACAAACUGAUUUUCAUAGCUGAUGCCCUAAUGUAUUAGCCGAGUCCAGGAGCCAUCAGAGUAGCUGAAACCUCCUCCUUCUACAGUAUGCGAGGACGUGCACACUUGGCACCAAGAUAAACCACACCUAUAAUUGUUUUUAUAUUCUAGUCAGGCUAGAUGACUGGGAAACAGACUGGAGAUUUACAGCGUCCUGUUUUUUAAUAUUCACUUUGUAAUACAGAGUGAACGGAAAGAAAAAAAGGGGAAAUGUGUGGAGCGCUUCUGUUAGUAAGGACGGGACUCUAAACGCCACGGUAGCACAGGACAAUUUUUAUUGUAAUAAGAGAUUUGGGACAACGCGUUUUGGUGCUGGCACGCGCCUUCCUCAGGUCCACAAACAAUCAAGAUGUCCGCGACAACCCGUUGCUCGUUGCCAGGUGAUGAAGCAAUGCCAGAGAGAUUCCGAUUGCUCAUCCGGUCAGAGUUGUUGUAGUAGUGGAUGUGGUCUACGAUGCCUUAGCGGGUGGUGCCAAUCCAGCAAAGCCACAAGAUGCCGUCCCCGGGGUGCCUGCUGCUGUGCUCCCUGAUCCUUGCACUACUAUCCCCAGCAUCAGGAUAUUACCUGAGAAGACCAAGAUGUCCUGCCGCUGUUUCUCGUACAAACUGUCAGUCGGUUCCGGUGAGUCCGUGCAUGCGGAAUACAGACUGUCUGGGCAGUCAGAGUUGUUGUGAUAUCGGAUGCGGUUUACAUUGCUUUUCCGUUGACAGAUUCCUUGAUGGACUCCCUAAUUUCUUCUCAAACUUCUUUUGUGCUGGAUGCGGACGUGGAUGUUCAGGUGGUGGAUGUGGAGGACGGUGCUCAAGAUGUGGACAAAAUGGUGGCUAUGGAGGAGGAUACGGAGGGUGCCCAGCAGUCCCGGCAAAUAAUCGGUGCCCAGUCUCUCGAAACCGAUGUUCCUUUGACUUAGAUUGUGGCGGCGGCGGCAGAUGCUGUAAUAAUGGAUGCAAUAAUGUGUGCACCAGAAAUCUGGCAGGACUUUCAUCCGUAUUCUCAAUAUUCUAUGACCCAUUUAGCUACGCAGCUUUUGGUCCAUUUAGAAAUUCUUUCUGGUUCGGUUGAAGCUGCGGUCACAUUUAUUGUAAUGCACUGAAGGCCAAAACACUGAAACUUGCCGCCUACAGAGUCAUCAGAAGAGGAACCCUCUAGUAUCGGGGUGUUUCACACUUUAUCUAUUCAGCUGAAGGGGAAAGUUCCAAGCAAGAAGAUGUCAAUCCAAAAAUGUUCCCAAUAUACAAAACAGAUGUUGUCA